GGGGCCGCGCGGCGGUGGCGCCGGGGCGGGCGCGCGUCCGCGGCGGUGAUGGCGGUGCGUGAACGCGCGGCGGCAGCAAUGGCCGCUCUGGAGCGGCGGGUGCCGAGUCUCGAUGACUUCGCGGGACAGAGCUGGAGCUCGUGGGUGGAACGGGCCGACCUGCCCGCGGCCGACGGGGCUGAGGUGGAGGAGAGUAACAAAAACAUGAAGAAGCUGGAUGCCAUGACCCUCAUUAAAGAAGACAUGUCCAUCUUCGGGCACUGCCCUGCCCAUGACGACUUCUAUUUGGUUGUGUGUAACCACUGCAGCCAAGUGGUGAAGCCUCAAGCUUUCCAGAAGCACUGCGAAAGAAGACAUGGGCCCCUCAGCAAGCUUUACGCCCGGGCCCCACCCCCACCUCCAGCCCCUGCCAGCUCUCAGAAAUGCCAUGUAGUGAAUGGGCAGGGCCCAGCUUGCAGGGCCCCAGGUUCCACCAAAACCUCCUCCAGGGAGAAGGGCCAGGGGUCCCGGAGCCGUGGCCACCCGCCUCCUGAGAAGACACAGAAGGACAACCUCUGCCUUUUCGUACCUGUGGUGAAUUUGGAGAAGAUGUCCAGUCUCCCGAAGCCCGACGGACAUGGAAUCAGGCUGGCCCCGCCCUCUGCUCUCCUCAGCCAGCCUGCUGGCCUCACCAAGGACUCCCCGGGAAGAAACCCCACGGCACCCCCUUCUAAAGAACCUCCAGGGAGAGAGAACAUCGAGAUGACCCCCAGCGAGGGCCCCAGUCACCGGACUGAAGGCAGUCCCCCUGAAAAGGAGCCUGGUGGGGCCAGGCUGCCCCCCAAAACCCACCGGAAGAUGGCUCGAAAGGAGUGCGACCUCAACAGGCAGUGUGGGGUAAUAAACCCAGAGACCAAAAAGAUCUGCACUCGCCUGCUGACCUGCAAGAUCCACUCGGUGCACCAGCGCCGGGAGGUCCAGGGCCGAGCCAAGGACUUUGACGUGCUAGUGGCAGAGCUGAAGGCCAAUUCCCGCAAAGGGGAGUCUCCCAAAGAGAAGAGCCCAGGGCGCAGGGAGCCCACCCUUGAGCGCCCCUCCCAGGAGCCCCCCUCCUCAGUCCAGGUUGUGGCAGCGGCCGCCCCCAGCAGCACCUUCUCUGCUCGCGCCAAGCAGACCUACCCGUACUGUGCACUGCCCAGGUCCCGGGCCUCCUCUGAGAGUGAGUUGGAUGAUGAAGGCCCCUGUGGUGGUGAUGGGGACCCAGGCCUGUUCCCCUUUCCCCUGCCCCGGGGUGGGGCCCAGGCCUCCAGCGAGGAGAGUGAGGAGGAGGGGACAUCUGAGGACCUCCACCUCCCCCCUGACUGCCAUUAUGCAACCCGGCCCCCGCGGCCACAGGCGUUCUGCACCUUUGGGAGCCGGCUGGUGAGUCCGGGAUGCUACGUGUUUAGCCGCCGGCUGGACCGGUUCUGCUCAGCACUGAGCUCCAUGCUGGAACGGCACCUCAGCUCCCACAUGUGGAAGAAGAUCCCACCGGCGGCUGAGCCUCCAUCCCACCUUGUCAGCUCCCCGCUCUCUGCUCCCCUGAGCCCAUCCUCUAUAGGCAGCUGCCCCCGCCUUCCAGGUCCACCCCCCCGACUCGCCUGCCCGGCCUCCACGCCCCCCGCCAAGGACAGCCUUGUCCCCAGCUACCCUGCAGGUUCCCCCAGUGUGGCAGCGGCCUGCAGCCAGGCGGAGUGCAUGGGCGGGAGCCAGGCCAUCACCUCACCCCUGCCUGCCAACACGCCAUCCCCAUCCUUCAGCCGACUCCCGCCUUCGAAGGCCAGCAAGUCGUCCAAAGGCAAGGACGGGGUCGAGGUGGAGGCCCCUUCUCGAAAGCGAAAGUUAUCCCCAGGCCCCACCACUUUCAAACGGACCUGCAUCCUGGAGCCCUCUGGAAAAGGCAAACCCUCCGGCUGCCGGGGCCUCUCGGCCAAGACUAAAACAGCCCUGGGCCUGGGGCUUAAUGGGACGGUGGGGCCAAGAGUGAAGCGGGCAGGGCCUCUGGACUGUCGGGGCUCCCCUCAUCAGCCCCCCACACCCGUCAAGGCUUCUCAGCUGGACAACCGGGGAGCGGCUGGACACCCAGCCAAGGCCCUGUCCACCAACUGCCUCUCUGAGGAGGAGGUAGCCAAGAAGCGGAAAAACCUGGCCACUUACUGCCGGCCGGUGAAGGCCAAGCACUGCCAGGCCGGUGGCCCUGCCGAUGCGGCCUGCUCCGUGCGCCGCAAGAAGCCGGGGCCUGCCAUGGCCUUUGAGGAGAAGUGUUCUACGCUGAAGGUACCAGCCCAGCUCCCUGAAGAGCACGGGCAGGGAGAGAUCAGGAUGGACGAGGGUAGAAUGCACAGUGGGCACCUGGCACGGAGAAGGUGCUAAGUAAACGUUUGUGCAGGGAAGGGAUUCUGAAGGGGGAAGUUGAGAGAGCUCUUGGGCUGUCUUUUCUAGGGAGACGUGGGUCAGCUCUUUGAAAGGUGACCCAGCUUUUGCUUGAUGGGCCUUCCGCUAGCUCUCCCUUGAGCUGAGGAGAUGCUCCCUCUCCCCUGCCCCCGCAUCUUCUGUUUCAAUGAAAGGGCCACUUUCUGACCCCCCACACCAGGAACUGGAGCUACCUCUGUCCCCUGAAGGAAAGGAAGUUGGACUUCAUGAACUCUGAUGGGGAAAGGUUUGGGCAGCGGGGUUGAGUUUGGGUCCCUGAGCCGUGGCCUGAUAUGCCGGGCGGCGGGGUGCGUGGGCUGGUCUUGUUCAUGGGUUCUGCCUCUGGGCGUCAGGACCUGGAAGGGCAGGGACACCAUGCAAGGUCCAUGUAUGCAUAGGUGCCCACUUCCAGGAUUUCAGGUGCCAGGCAAGUCCUCCAGGGUUUCUGGGAAAGCCAGCAGCCAGGUUUCUGUGCCUCUUCUGAUGGGAGCCCUGGAGUGGCACACUCUGGGCUGUCCAGAGGAUCUCGGCCAGGAGGGACUUACCGGGGGUGAGAAGGGGGCUGCUUUUCCUCUGUAGGCACGGGCCAGAUGCAUACCCACUCCUCUGGCACCCGUACGAGAGUAGUGAGUCGGACGGUGCCCUCACGUGUGUGUGCGUGUGCACACGGACGUUCUCAGGCUGUCCCGCUCGGCUGGCAUUCAUCUUCCCCUGCGUCCAGCGUUCGUCACCAGCCCGGCCAGGAGGAAAACAAGCGUUAGCUCUAUGGUGCACACAGUUCACUGGGUAGGAGGACUGGUAGGCCCCUAGCCUGACCGUGUCUCUUGCCUCUUGUCUUCCUGCAGUCUAAAGCCCAUUAACAAGAAAGUGCCUGCCCACUGCGACGGAGCCGUCAGCACCUCCUCCCCUCCAGAUCCGGGCCCCAGGCUGCGGCCGCUUUUUAUAACUUUAUAUUAUUUUUUUUAAGAAAAAAAACUCUUUAAAAUACCUCAAGACUGUCUCCCUGUUCUGUUGCUGCUAAGAAAAUGUAAAAACAAACAUAGAAAAGGAAGGAAAAAGAUGUAAUAAAAUGAAUGUCCUUGCUGUCCCCAUUUGCACCCCAGGAGGCAGAGAUGAUAGGCAGCCAGACUCAAGCUCCCGGCCCUUGCUCAUGUAUUUUUGUCCUUUUAAAUGGUGUGGGAAUGGCUGGGGUUUGUGUCAUGGGGGAGUCUUUUCUCCAGAGAGGAUGAUGAGGCAUUAUGGCUCUGAGUGAGCAAGGCUUGCCAGAAUCUUUAUCCCAGAGAUGACUCCGGUCCCGUUGGGAAGGGAAACUUGACGAGGGCAAGGGAGCCUCUGGCUCUCCUCUCAGGUCUUUGCCCCGAGGGUCUGUGGGAGUUCGCUGUUGGCCCUUUUCCAGUCUUCCAGCAACGCUGGGCCUCCAUCCUGUCUCUGAACUCAGUCUCUUCAGCUGUUCCUGCCCUUGCUGCCUCGCCCUAGCAGCCUUAUUUUCUCAACCACAGGGGGAGCUUGAUUGGAGUUGGUAACUGCUCUCGGGAUGUCUGUGAUUUCUGUGGGACAGCCUGUUUUGGUCCCUGUCCCUGGCCUGUGGGUUUGCUCCAGGUAGGCCUCCUUAAGCUGAACCACACCUUUUUGGAGGCAGGAAGGGGAAAGGUAGGAUCACUUACAAAACUUCUGGUGUGGGAGGCAGCAGGAAUGUGGGAGGUUCUGGUCCCUCAGGGUCACCUGGCUCCCCAGGGCCGAGCAGAUGGUGUGAAGGUGGGAAGGGCUGGCAGUGCCCUGGUUCUUCCAUUUAUCCCACUGGAGGCUAGUGUGCCCAUAGGGGUGACAUUUGCCUCUCCCUCCUUGGGUCCUCAAACCUGAACUCACCAGGCGGGCACUAGUUUUUGGCCUGGUCCUUACCUUCCAGUGUCCUUGCUCUUAGGCAGGGAGGACUCUGAACUCCCUUAACAAGACGGAAGAAGGGAUGGCAGGAGGGUGUGGGCAGGCCGAGAAAUCCAGUGUUUCUGGAAGGCGGUUCCAAGCGCUGGUUUCACAUUCUUGGUUCAGUGCACG
Mirounga angustirostris (Northern elephant seal) is the source of this 4482-nucleotide messenger RNA. It is a transcript of the gene ATXN7L2, whose product is annotated as ataxin 7 like 2. Bases 49 to 2391 code for a protein of 780 amino acids. The record is from RefSeq and is a predicted model, not a curated record. NCBI's taxonomy places the organism in Eukaryota, Metazoa, Chordata, Mammalia, Carnivora, Phocidae. The transcript has 10 exons.